AUGAGCUGGAACCAGAACUGGAACUUGAACCAGGAGGAAAAGAAGGUCUUGAUACAGUUAGGACAUGAUGGUAGGAAUAAGAAAAACAGGAAAGUAGAUGGAGAAAGACAGGAAGAUAGGAAGAAGAAAAACAGGAAAGUAGAUGGAGAAAGACAGGAAGGUAGGAAGAAAAAAGAUGGGCAGGUAGGAAGAAGAAAGACAGGAAGGCAGGAAGAAGAACGACAUAAGAGUAGGAAGAAAAAUAACAGGAUGGUAAGAAGAAGUAAGACAGGAAGCUAGGAAGAAGAAAGACAGGAAGGUAGGAAGAAAAAAGAUGGGCAGGUAGGAAGAAGAAAGACAGGGCAGGAAGAAGAACGACAUAAGAGUAGGAAGAAAAAUAACAGGAUGGUAAGAAGAAGUAAGACAGGAAGCUAGGAAGAAGAAAGGCAGGAAGGUAGGAAUAAGAAAGACAGGAAGGUUAAAAUGGAAGAAAGACAGAAAGGUGGGCAGAAGAAAGACAUAAAGAGAGCAGAAAGAAAGGAAGGUAGGAAGAAGAAAAACAGGAAGGUAGGAAGAAGAAAGACAGGAAGGCAGGAAGAAGAACGACAUAAGAGUAGGAAGAAAAAUAACAGGAUGGUAAGAAGAAGUAAGACAGGAAGCUAGGAAGAAGAAAGGCAGGAAGGUGGGAAUAAGAAAGACAGGAAGGACAAGUAA
Molecule: messenger RNA, 693 nt
Organism: Eurytemora carolleeae
Lineage: Eukaryota; Metazoa; Arthropoda; Copepoda; Calanoida; Temoridae
Product: octapeptide-repeat protein T2-like
Exons: 4
Source: RefSeq, a predicted model, not a curated record